AUGCUAAGUUGGACGUAUACGGGUGUAAAUACAAGUAUCGAGGGGGCAGGUGGUCAGAGUUGUAUUAAUUAUAUUACAACAAAAAGAAGGUUCUUCGAAUCUGCAUGUGUCUGCAUAACAUUCUUAUACACUCUCUAUUGGUCGUAUUUAAAAUUUAGUGUUGGAAAUCCUCGUCAUUCUAAUGAACAAACAAAGCUCAGACAGAUACUUCUUGUAUUGCACACGUUUGUAUUCGGGAUUGAAAUAGGCUUCAAGCUAGCCACUAGCACACUUAUUUGGAUAUUAAAUCCGUGUCACAUUAUAACCAUACUACAGAUAUUAUUUUUGGCUUCAUCGUCAUCUUGGCUUACAACUUUUAUUUUUCGAAUCCACUUACAUAUGAUGAAUGGUCCUUUGUUAGCGUUAACUUUCCCAAUAUUGAACACUCGUUCCCUGCCAUUCGAACAUGUGACCUACUUCGUGCAACAUAUUCUGAUUAUUUUAAUUCCUGCUAGCUUUUUGAAUCAGAGUAGUGAAUUUUCAGUUGAACCAAUUGAUGAUUUUUCAUGGGUGAUAUUUUCUUUAAGUAUACAGGUUCUGUAUCAUUUCUUAGUCCUACAACCCAUUGCUUUGAUGACAGGAAUAAAUCUUAACAAUAUUCUGUGCCCAGCUAUAAGCGACCCAUUCCCUGGCCCAAAUUAUCGUUUAUGGGCAGUCUUUCACCAGUCUGUUAUAAUAUUAGUUCUGGGAAAGAUUUUACUUUGUUUUUGCUUCGAUUAAAUACACGAAAGGUGCCUUGGUUAUGUCUGAAUUCCAAUAAACAUGAUCAGAAAUCUGUUAUAGAAAGAGUAUUUGAAUCUAGUUCAUCAAAUAUAUCAGGUGGCAAAAUCACCUCAUCUUGGUAUUGGCCUGAUCUAUUCCGAUAUCACACAUAUCUUGAAACUGAUGGCAAAAACGAUGAAGUUGUAAGCAUAUCCGAUAAUAAGGAUUAUUAGAAGCUGUCACCUGAAUCGGUUAUUAUCUCUAUGAACUCACCAAAAGUAAAGAAUCUCCAUAUUUAUUUUGUUAUGCACUAAAUACCUCGUUUUCUCUUUUUCCAGUUCUUUCUUGCACAUAAUGAUUUCCCUUUUGAUUAUUAACUAAAUAUAUAUUCCAUUUUUG
Molecule: messenger RNA, 1140 nt
Organism: Schistosoma mattheei
Lineage: Eukaryota; Metazoa; Platyhelminthes; Trematoda; Strigeidida; Schistosomatidae
Source: the annotation of a GenBank genome assembly